AUGUUACGAGGGCUGAUAAAAAAUGGCGAUGCAACAAAUAAAAUACCAAUAUUAGAUCCAUAUGUCUUCGAUGUGAAGCAAAUCGACCUUCAAGACAAUUAUUACAGUCUCCAAUCGAACAUUAGUGACUUUACUUUUACUGGGAUGGGAAAUUUCCUCGUCGAAGAGCAGGAAUUCUUCAAAAAUGAAGUAGCUAUCAAUGUGAAACUCCAUUUUCCAGUCCUGAAACUAGAAGCAGAACAUUACGAAAUGGAAGGAGUUGUAAUGGAAGCAAUACCUAUUGGAGGAAAAGGAGUCAUGUAG
Messenger RNA from Diatraea saccharalis (sugarcane borer), 303 nucleotides. NCBI's taxonomy places the organism in Eukaryota, Metazoa, Arthropoda, Insecta, Lepidoptera, Crambidae. The record is from the annotation of a GenBank genome assembly.